ACCAAAUCUUGCAAUUUGAUGGUAAAGCUGUUAACACAGGAACGCUUGUGUGGUAUUUGUUUAAUGUAUACUUAUACGACAGACCGUGAAGGAUAUGCUAGGCUAGACAUAGACAGCAUAAUAGAGAUUGUCUUUGAAGAAUUGAGGCAGAUGAUGAAGACAGGCGAUCCAGAGUUUAACAUUCCUGUCCUUGAUCCGUAUGAAUUUGAAUAUACGCACGUGGAUUUAUCAGGAAGUACUUUCAGCCUAAGUGCCAAUAUUACGGAGGGAAUUUUCUCAGGCGCAAGCGGUUUUCAAAUUAACCAGUUUAACAUUUUUAAGAAUGAACUGGCCUUGGAAUGUGAAAUUCAUUUCCCGACUCUAAACUUCUCUUCUGGAUACUAUGAGAUGGAAGGAAACAUAAAGGAGGCAAUUCCGUUGGCAGGCAAAGGAAUUAUACACGUAGAAGUUUACGAUUUCAACCUCCGAAGCAAGAUUUAUUUCAAACGUACAGAUGAUGGAAAAUCGAUACUUGUAGACAGAUUUGAGAAGCCUCAAUUCUCCAUCAGGCAUAUUGUUAGCAAAACUACUUACGACGAGAACAUCGAUGACAUUGCAAACGCUAUGGUUGAGGACCUCCUUGCUGGUUACAUAAACCGUUUCAACAGAUAUUUGGCAGAGACUUUUAGUGGCCCCAUCAUCGAAGCCCUGAAUUCGGUCCUGGGAAAAUUUUCCUCGGCAAAUAUUUCAUUCCUUUAAAUUCGACAACAUAUGUUGUUGUAUAACAUUACAAAACCACUGCCCUAUUUUUCCUAAAAAAGUAUCAUGGAAAAUGCUGCACCGACAAGAGCGUGGCUCUUAAAUUGAUUAUGAUGAACAUUACAAAAUUAUUAUAUAAGUUUGUUAUUUGUUUAUUUAAAAUGAAUAUUGGGGAAAUAAUCAUGUCUAUAUUGCUAUUAUAUACCUAUCUAACUAUAUACAGUUUAUCUAAUUUUAAUGUUAAAAUAAUUAUCUACAUCCUCUUAUGAAUAUUGACCGGUAAAUACAUAGCAAUGUUUGACUGAAUUCAAAUAGAAGUUACUUGCGCAAGUUUCAGUUGUAUAUUAUUUAUAAAACUGUAUAACCAUUAUAUUCCUAAACAUAUGUACACAAAAAUAACACAAACUAGGUAUCAAUAAUAAUCAAGAUAUCGUCAACUAAAUAACAGAUUAAUUAUACGAAGAU
Pectinophora gossypiella (pink bollworm) is the source of this 1203-nucleotide messenger RNA. RefSeq lists its product as uncharacterized. The transcript has 6 exons. NCBI's taxonomy places the organism in Eukaryota, Metazoa, Arthropoda, Insecta, Lepidoptera, Gelechiidae. Bases 19 to 738 code for a protein of 239 amino acids. The record is from RefSeq and is a predicted model, not a curated record.